This is a messenger RNA of Glycine soja, 2703 nucleotides long. RefSeq names its product pentatricopeptide repeat-containing protein At4g16390, chloroplastic-like. The transcript has a single exon. Lineage: Eukaryota; Viridiplantae; Streptophyta; Magnoliopsida; Fabales; Fabaceae. Gene Ontology annotation, molecular function: protein binding. Gene Ontology annotation, cellular component: chloroplast. The coding region runs from base 94 to 2172 and encodes 692 amino acids. The record is from RefSeq and is a predicted model, not a curated record.
AACCCGUCUGUUUAUAUUUAUUUUUUUUCUUUUUCAAAGCCAUAUCAGUUUUCUCGAGUCUCGACAGUCUCAGACUCAGAGGGAAGAAGGAAAAUGGCUCAGUCUUACCUUCUCUGUUGUUCUUCUUCUUUUCCUCUUCUUCCUUCUUCUUCUUCUUCUUCUUCCUUCCAUUAUCGUAAACAAAUCACUAAUACCACUUCUAUCCCCUCUUACUCUUCCCGCCAUUCCAAACUUCCCAACUUCCCUUCUUCCCAUCAAUCCAAAACCCUUCUACAAGACACAAUACUCGAUGACCCAGAUGCAAAGUCUUCGUCUUUAUCCAAAACUUCCAUCUGGGUCAAUCCCAAAAGCCCCAGAGCAAAACACCUUUGGAAGAAUUCCUAUCACACCAGGUCUUCAUCUCUCACCAAACUUGCCAGGUCUCUCGACUCCUGCAACCCCACCCAGCAACACGUUUCUGAAAUCCUCAAAGUUUUGGGGGACAAUGUUUUAGAAGCUGAUGCAGUGUUUAUUCUCAAUUCCAUGGUGAAUCCCUACACUGCACUCCUCGCUGUUGAGUACUUCAAGCAGAAGAUUAAACACGCUAGGCACGUUAUUCUCUACAACGUUACCCUGAAGCUUUUUAGGGAGGUUAAGGAUUUCGAAGGAGCAGAGAAGCUGUUUGAUGAAAUGCUUCAAAGAGGGGUCAACCCUAAUCUCAUUACGUUUUCAACUAUGAUUAUCUGUGCUUCCGUGUGUUCUUUGCCGCAUAAGGCUGUGAAGUGGUUUGAGAUGAUGCCCUCUUUCGGUUGUGAACCGGAUGACAAUGUGUGCUCGUCUAUGAUAUAUUCUUAUGCUCGAACUGGUAAUGCUGAUAUGGCUUUGAGACUGUAUGAUCGUGCAAAAGCAGAGAAAUGGCAUGUUGACACGGUGGUGUUCUCGGGGUUGAUUAAGAUGCAUGGGAUGUCAGGGAACUAUGAUGGAUGCUUGAAUGUUUACAAUGACUUGAAGGUUCUUGGUGCAAAGCCGAACUUGGUAACGUAUAAUGCUCUGUUGUAUGCCAUGGGGAGAGCUAAGAGGGCCAGGGAUGCCAAGGCUAUAUAUGAGGAGAUGAUAAAUAAUGGGUUGACACCAAAUUGGCCUACCUAUGCAGCUUUGUUACAAGCCUAUUGUAGAGCACGGUUUAACAGAGAUGCACUGAAUGUUUACAAGGAAAUGAAGGAGAAGGGGAAGGAUUUGGAUAUACUUCUUUAUAACAUGCUUUUUGACAUGUGUGCAAAUGUUGGAUGUGAGGGUGAAGCUGUUAAAAUUUUUGAAGACAUGAAAAGUUCUGGGACUUGCCGUCCAGACAGUUUUACAUAUGCAUCCUUGAUCAACAUGUACUCCAGCAUUGGGAAAAUUUCAGAGAUGGAAGCCAUGUUCAAUGAAAUGAUGGAAUCUGGAUUUGAGCCUAAUAUUAUAGUUCUGACAUCCCUUGUCCAUUGCUAUGGAAAAGCCAAGCGAACUGAUGACGUUGUAAAGAUAUUUAAUCAGCUCAUGGAUUUGGGCAUCAGUCCUGAUGGUCGCUUCUGUGAUUGUCUUCUGUAUGCAAUGACCCAAGUACCAAAAGAAGAACUUGGUAAGCUAACAGGUUGUGUUGAGAAGGCUAAUCCAAAGCUUGGGUCUGUGUUAAGAUAUAUAAUGGAAAAGCAGGAGGGUGGUGGAGAUUUUAGAAUGGAGGCGUCAGAACUUUUGAAUUCAACUGAAGCUGAUAUAAAGAAGUCCAUGUGCAAUUGUCUAAUUGAUCUUUGUGUGAACCUGGAUGUGCCAGACAGAGCUCGUGACCUUCUGGACCUUGGGCUGACUCUUGAGAUAUAUACAGAUAUACAGUCAAGAUCUCAAGCAAAGUGGUCUCUGCACCUAAAGAGACUGUCAGUUGGAGCUGCUCUGACCGCCUUAAGUGUUUGGAUAAAUGACUUGUCUAAGACUUUGGAACUAGGGGAGGAGCUUCCACCACUACUUGGAAUUAAUACUGGGGGUGGGAAACACAGAUUUUCAGAUAAAGUUUUGCCUACUGUAUUUGAAUUGUAUCUGAAGGAACUUAAAGCUCCAUUUCAUAAGGCUGCCAAUAAGGCUGGCUGGUUUUUGGCUACCAGUGAAGCAGCUACAUCAUGGCUGCAAUCUAGGGGUUCAGUAGUGGUUCUUCCCCAAUGAUAUUGCUGUUUGCUAUUAGGCAACCCCGAAACACAUACUUUUUGCAUUUUUCCCUUACCAUGGGAGAAAGUUUUGAUGAAUAGUUUCUGAAAAUUUGUCUUAUUUUGGAUGUCUUACAUUGUGAAUGAAGGUGUGAUACUAAUAUCUAGAAAGAGUAAAUGUAAGUAAUAAGUUCUUGGCUUUGUGGCUCUGGUGAAUUUCAAAAUCGUAUGUUGUAGGAUACUAGGUUAUUAGUAGUGUUGAUUGAACAAAUGGAUACUGGAAUUAAUAGUUGGCAAGGACAGGUGCACGGGGUGAAAGUUGGUCUUCUCAUUAUUGUAGUCUGAGUCCAAGGAUGCCUCAUUUUAUGGCCAGGUUGAUGUGGCACAUGUUUUUAUUCUGUUCUAAACAAACACAAUCCGGUACCUUCUGUUAUAAACUGAGAGCUGGUUUACACGGCUGGGACCAGUUUUUUUUUUUUUCCUAUUCUGGUUCAAGAAAAGAAGGCAUAGUUCUACUCUUUGAAUAAAGUGUUGUAUUCCUUUUCAACUA